This is a messenger RNA of Larimichthys crocea (large yellow croaker), 5044 nucleotides long. RefSeq names its product potassium voltage-gated channel, shaker-related subfamily, member 1b (gene kcna1b). The transcript has 2 exons. Gene Ontology annotation, cellular component: synapse; dendrite; voltage-gated potassium channel complex. Lineage: Eukaryota; Metazoa; Chordata; Actinopteri; Sciaenidae. The coding region runs from base 1107 to 2597 and encodes 496 amino acids. The record is from RefSeq and is a predicted model, not a curated record. Gene Ontology annotation, molecular function: delayed rectifier potassium channel activity; protein binding. Gene Ontology annotation, biological process: protein homooligomerization; action potential; potassium ion transmembrane transport.
CUUUAUUUGGAUCUGACAUUGAUCUGGCACUCACAGGCUUCCGUAUCAGUUAUUGAUCGUUUACAGAUUAGAUGUUGCUGCUUUCUCCCUGUCGCCAUGGCAACACCGGGAUAUUUACUCCGACAUGCCUGACUGUCGCAAACAGAACUCAUGAUGGAGCCGCUUCCCGCUGCAGAUUCCUGCAGUCAGAGCUCAGCCUGGACCGAGCAGCGUCCUGCAGAACCGGAUCGACUGCUGCUGCUGCUGCUGCUGCUCGGUACCGGAGCUGCAGAUACUGUAGAGCCCAACUGUGUUUUACAGUCUGUCUGCAUUGCGUCGAAACCCCCUCCUCCCUCCCUCUCUCUCUCUCUCUCUCUCUCUCUCUCUCUCUCCCUCUCUCUCUCUCUCCUAACCCCUCCUUCACUCACUUCUCCUUUUUCCUCUCCAUGAUAUCCCGCAAUAUGCUUCCAAAUGAGCGGACCCGCAUCCUCAGUGCGGUGCGCCAAAGUGCGGGAUCGUGACCGGCUCUUGCUUCGAGCCCUCCGCGUGUCUUUCAGCUGUUUUUGUACCGCAUAGAGAAACCCCGCACAGCCCCGCACAGCCCCGCACCGCGUGUUCGUGCUGAUGCUGCAGUGUGUCCCUCUCUCCAUCAGACCGGGACCGGGAUCCAGCGUUCAGGGUCCGUCUCUCCAGCAGCCUGCGUUCUUGUCCAGCAUGCUUUUCACAGAUUGUCAGUCCGGAUCUUUGCUGCUGAGCCUCGGUCCAAAGCCUGAAGCCUCCUCCUCCUCCUCCUCCUCCUCCUCCUCCUCCUCCUGCUGCGGGCUGCUCCGAUCGACGCUGCAAACCUACACCAAGAGGAUACGGAUGUUAACCAAGACAACAUAGUGUAUUCAUUUUUCAGAGAUACUGUCAGAGAGAUCUGCAUUGAAGCUUCAGCUGCUGGUCUGGACCCGGCUCAGGUGGAGCAGAUGAAGCUUUGCUUCAGCUCGGAGACGACGACAGUGAUGCUGGUGUUGGACCGGGAAACUCUGCAUAGCUGCCGGCCUCAGUAGAGGCUUCAUCUCUUCGACCUGCUGCUCCUCACCUUCACACCGCUUCCUCCUCCUGUCCUCCACCCGCCAGGAAGGAUGACUGUGGUGUCCACAGAGAACAUGGAUGAAACCUCCACCCUGCCGGGACACCCGCAGGACCCCUACCCACCUGACGACGACCAUGACGACCAUGACUGUUGUGAGCGGGUGGUAAUCAACAUCUCGGGGCUGCGCUUCGAGACCCAACUGAAGACUCUGGCUCAGUUCCCGGAGACUCUCCUCGGUAACCCCAAGAAGAGGAUGCGCUACUUCGACCCCUUACGAAACGAGUACUUCUUCGACCGGAACCGCCCGAGUUUUGACGCCAUCUUGUAUUAUUACCAGUCCGGUGGAAGGCUAAGAAGACCGGUCAACGUGCCCCUGGAUAUGUUCUCAGAGGAGAUUAAGUUUUACGAACUUGGCGUGGAGGCCAUGGAGAAGUUUCGAGAGGACGAAGGAUUUAUCCGCGAGGAGGAGCGUCCACUGCCGGAGAAGGAGUUCCAGCGUCAGAUCUGGCUCCUCUUUGAACAUCCGGAGAGCUCGGGGCCCGCCCGGGGGAUCGCCAUCGUCUCAGUGAUGGUUAUUCUUAUUUCAAUAGUCAUAUUUUGUUUGGAGACUUUACCAGAACUGAAGGAGGACCCCAGUCAGCGGUUUCAAACGGUGGGAAACAUCACCGUGUAUUACAAACCCAAUGUCCUCACGGAUCCCUUCUUUGUGGUGGAGACGCUCUGCAUCAUCUGGUUCUCCUUUGAGUUGAUAGUCCGGUUUUUCGCUUGUCCCAGCAAGGCGGCGUUCUUUAAAAACAUGAUGAACUCUAUCGAUAUCGUGGCUAUCAUCCCGUACUUCAUCACGCUCGGAACGGAGCUGGCCGACGACCAAGACAACAAGGAGGGGAAGGGAGGAGGCGAACAGGCCACGUCUCUGGCUAUUCUCAGGGUAAUCCGCCUGGUGAGGGUGUUCCGGAUCUUUAAACUGUCCCGACAUUCAAAGGGGCUCCAGAUUUUGGGGCAAACUCUAAAGGCGAGCAUGCGGGAGCUGGGCCUGCUCAUCUUCUUCCUCUUCAUCGGCGUGAUUUUGUUCUCCAGCGCCGUCUACUUCGCCGAGGCCGAGGAGAAGGAGUCGUUCUUCACCAGCAUCCCGGAUGCUUUCUGGUGGGCUGUGGUGUCCAUGACGACGGUCGGCUAUGGGGACAUGUACCCCGUGACCAUCGGAGGGAAGAUCGUGGGCUCCCUGUGCGCCAUCGCCGGAGUGUUGACCAUCGCCCUCCCGGUUCCCGUCAUCGUUUCCAAUUUCAACUACUUCUACCACCGAGAGACGGAGGGGGAGGAGCAGGCCCAGCUGCUCAACGUCAGCAACCAGAACUUGGCGUCGGACACCAACUCGAGCCGCCGCAGCUCCUCGGUGGUCAGCAAGUCGGAGUACAUGGAGAUAGACGAGGACAUGAACAACAGCAUCGAUAACUUUAGGGAAGCAAACCUUAGGACUGCCAACUGCACGGCGCCGAGCCAGAACUGCGUGAAUAAGGGGAAGCUGCUGACCGACGUGUGAGGCGGCGGCGCCGGCGUCCGACACACUGCUGUAAAUAUUGUAGAAAUAUCUGGAUGCUUUAUCUCCAUUGGUGCAUUUUAUUCUUCUUUUGCAUUGAUUCAUUCAAACGUGUGAAUACUCAGAGUUUAACGGCACACAUGGUCAGUUUCUAAAAAACGGUAGUCUCAGUUAUUUCACGAGUUGUUUGGCAAUAGUUCAAAGAUCAGCAGCUGUCGGGGAACGUUGGAUAAAUUCUUUUUACAGUUUGUGCCGUUGAAUUACUUCAUUCCCUCAAACUGACGGGGAAUCCAUCACUCCUCCGAGUCUUAGAAACAAGCCCGAUCUUGGUUUUCGCGCUGCAGUUUGACUGAUGUGGAUGUCUGAUAAAACAUCCGCUGAGUUCAGCAUCACGGGAGAUUUAAGGUGCUGGAGCUCAGAACAGUCAGGAUAUCUCAACAAAGAGUCCGACAAAGGCAUUUCGUAGUUAUCUUCAGGUCGCAUUAUUUGAAACGUAGGAAGGGUCUGCUGGGUCUUUUGGUACAGGAGUGCAGUAAACUGAUGGAGUUAAUGCAGAUCAGUUUAUGAUGAACGUCACUUGUUCUGGAUUCUUCCACAAAGGACAGAAAAAAGGCAUCAACAUGAAAACGUGAGCAGACUUCCUGAUAUAAAACCUCGUUUAUUGAGAGUUUGAGGGAAUCAUUUGUAAUUUGAUGGCACAUUUUAUUUGUCAGAAGAAUUUAUUCACAAACCUCCCGACACCGACCGGGCUUUGUGCAACAGACUCUAAAUUAUAUUAAAAAAAGGAAAAAUCAAAGCCCAGCUGAGGACGGCGCCUCUCGGUGGAUUACAAGCUGAAGUUCAGGCGUGUUUUUUUUCCAGGGACAUUUUUGGAAAAGUCGACGCUCGAUGAUCGACUUCUUUCAGGCACCUUAUCAGAAACUAACAGGAAGUGUGCCGAGCCUUGUGAGGGAUUAUCUGCACCGCUGCUGCUGCUACAGGUCGGCUGGAGGUUCCCUGUAUGAUGCCAUGCAACACUCCUUUAUAUAGAAGCAUGUGGAGACGCUCUUCUCUCUUAUAUCGGCAUGCACAAGACGUUACCUCAUUUUUAUUUUUUACAUUUCUUCUUUGAGCCUCAUCUCCUCCUGGAAUCGCAGUUUUUUCUCAUUUGUUUUCACCAAAAGUGCACUGGCUAUUUAUUCUGAUUUCAGUUCUUUUCAAGCAUUUAGUGUUGAAUGUUUAAAAGCAUUAAAGGGAACAGGAACACUUCUUUUUUCGAAGAUCAUGGCAUGUCAAAAAUACUAAAGCAUUAUGGCCUAAUUAGCUAUGGUAUAGCUACGUAUACUCAAUGCAUGACUACAGUAUUAAAUCGCUUGCAGUUGGAGGGACCUGGGAGCUGGAGGAGGAUGGAGAUGCGGUGCAUGACGGAGCUCACGCUGCUGAUGGGGACAAAUCUGCUGAAAAAAACAAAAAACACAAAAACAAGGAACAAAAAAAAGCAGAAGAGACAUAUCGGAUGAUCUCUUUAAAAAAAAAGACAUUUCUGAAGUUACAUCGUCCUUUUUGUUUCUUUAACGCGUUGACGAUGGAUGCAUGGAAUCAUUUUAUGUGAUUUGUGACCCCAUUUUUUAUUUUUCUUGCGUUUGACUUUAAAAACCAACAAAAAAAAACACAGAAGGAAAGCAGUAAUAUUAAACAAAUUUCAUAGAUCUAUCUAAAAUUAGUUUCUAGUGCCUUGAACCCCGUCUCAUUCUAGAAUUGACUAAAGUGCCUCCCGUUACAAUAGAAAAGAGCUUACUAUGUGCAGCUUAUCUCUGCCAUACAGAUGCACUACUCUCCCUGCACAGCUGGAAAACAGCAGCGGUACAGACGGAAACGUUUCCAUACAGAUACUGGAGGAUAUAUUAUAUAUUCCUGACUGUGGGCAGAUCCGUCCUGGUUGAUGACACACGGUUAGCAAAGACAGAAAUGUCGGUGCUUUGCAUGGACAGAAGGACACAGCUCAUCAGACUGAACAACUCUGCAUUCAUUUGUAAGGGGGCUAACUCUGCUGUGAUUUGGCCUGAUAUAUUCAAAAGGUUUAUUCACAGACUUCAUGUUCAAAGUGUCAGCCAGGCCACGUGAUGAAGAAGCUCAUAGUUUGUACAGAUGAAGAUAAUCAUAGAGAUACAUGCAGACAGAGCCGGGGCCAGUUUUCUAAUGCAGUGAGUUUACAGCAGGGUGAAGUAUUGUGUGUUCACGGUGAUGACGGGAUGAAGAUCAGACAGUUUGACCUCAGGUUUAAACUCUGCACGAGCUCAGUGUUUAAACGUUUCAGAGAUCUGCCUCAUGAUCAGCAGCUCUUCAGCUUUUCUCUCUUUCUACCAACUGCCACCGCCAAAGGCGCCCGCUGACCGCCAACCCGCUGACCGGCGUCCUCUGGCUGCACCAAACACUGCCGCUCUGAUUCCCGGGACCAAAGAGGAAAAAAA